Molecule: messenger RNA, 759 nt
Organism: Dermacentor andersoni
Lineage: Eukaryota; Metazoa; Arthropoda; Arachnida; Ixodida; Ixodidae
Source: RefSeq, a predicted model, not a curated record
UCAAAAAGAAAAACACUGUAAAUGCAUAAUUUCAUGAAUGACGCAUUAUUCUUUCUUAUGUGGCUGGCAUGCGCCCAAGGAAAGGAUUGCCCAAACAAAUGCGUCGUGGAGUGGUGUCCUACUAGUAGAUAUCCGGACUUCAACAGCUACAUUGACCUUGCGGCAAAAGAUCCAGAUGAACCAGAAUCGUGCGCGAAGGUUUGGUGCCCUGCAGUAAAGUACACAAAGUACAACCGCUGGCUUUGCGGCGCUCCUUCUGAUCCUGAAUUGAUGCCACAAGAAACAGAAGAAGUGGAGCUGCCCAACGAAGAACCAGAAACACCUCAAGUUGAAGAUACUCCAACGACUGAGAAAGAGGACAAGCCAACAGAUAACGAAGAGACAAAGAAAGUAACUCCACGACCUUUCAAACCACCACCGGAGCUGUUUGCAGGUCUCGUCCACAACCCGCCACACGGUGUUGUUGAGUUUGGCACCGAAGCGACGACCAUAGAGAAGGAGCUGCAGCAGCGUGCCCCUCACUACAAUCGUGAUGUCACCAGCGCACCAGCCGAUCUCCUGUCAGCAGGCCCAGGCAGUAACACUGUAGCACUAAGAGAACUUGUGCCAUCAAUCGUAAAGGAGGCGCUUCGAAAGCUGCAGCUACCAGUAGCCACGCCGACAGUUUCAACUCUCGCCGCCGUCAUUCGACAUGAAGUUUGCCAUGCCAUUCUGCAGCCAAGACGUGAGGAACCGCCUACGUGUGCCGACGUACGCUGA